CACGCACACACAAAAUACUCUCUCGUAUAUCGAUUUCUCCAUAGCUCUCCGACUUUUUCCUUCGUUCCCCCACAGUUCCUCUUCCUCUUACCUUUCCUUACCCUUCAGCCCCGCGAGCGACAUAUACUGAAAGAUCAUAUCUGAAUUUCCCUGCUUAAUAAGCUUCUUUUUGCUUAUCUUGUUAUUGAGAAAGUCAACGCAAAUACACACACAUACACACAUAUAUAUAUGGGGAGGCAUCCUUGUUGUUAUAAGCAGAAACUGAGGAAGGGCCUUUGGUCUCCUGAAGAAGAUGAGAAGCUUCUCAAUCAUAUUGCAAAAUAUGGACAUGGCUCUUGGAGCUCUGUCCCUAAACUUGCAGGUUUACGAAGAUGUGGAAAGAGCUGUAGACUAAGGUGGAUAAACUACUUGAGACCGGACUUGAAGAGAGGAGCUUUCUCUCAAGAAGAACAGAACUUGAUCAUUCACCUCCAUGCCUUGCUUGGGAAUAGGUGGUCUCAGAUAGCGAGUAGAUUGCCGGGAAGAACGGACAACGAGAUCAAGAACUUCUGGAACUCCUGUCUUAAGAAGAAGCUAAGGCAAAAUAAGGGCACUGACCAAAUUGUUAAUAAACCGCUAAACGAGCUUCAAUGUGAUGUCUCCACCGAUCAACGGAAGCAGACAUCGCCAGAAUCCAGACCAUCUUCAUUAUCCAGUCAACCGAAUCUCGUAGACACCUCGGUAAAGUCAACAUUCUCGAUGAACCCACAUGAAAACUCGACGGUCUCACACUCUGGUCUACGGUGGUUUUCAACGAUGAUGGCUCCAAACCCAUUUUUUGGCUUUGGUUCAAGUUCAAGCUCAAGCCCUUCUUCCAUGGCGAUUCCGAACUUCAGUGUUCCAAACAACUGGGAACUGAACUCUACUUCUGUUCAAUCGCAGAGAAACGGGAGCAUCAGUAGCUUCUUUGGUAACACAGUGACAAAGAUGAGUCCGGUGGAAGACAUGAACUGGGCGGCAGAGUUUCUCCAUUACACAACACAAAACCAAAGCUCACAAGACGUUUUCAUGGCGGAAGUGAAACCAGACAUAUAACAUCACAAAUCGUCAUGGUUCAAGAACCCAGUAUAACUGGACAAGAAACCAACAUCAAGAAGCUGCACCGCAGGGUUCUGCUGAUGACGUGUACGGUAAAGAUCUACAGAGACUUACGAUGGCGUUUGAUCAAGCGGCUUAGAUCGAGUUUGAUGUUAAUAUGCGUAGAGUCUAUAAUCAAAGGUAAGCUUUCUUCGUUUCAUUCCCAUCCGUACGGGUUUACUGUAAAUAUGUAAGCUUUCUUCGUUUCAUUCCCAUCCGUACGGGUAUUUUCAGGUGUGAAAGUUUUUGCUUUUGAUUUGCUAUAUAUGAAUUCGUUCUUUAUUAUUA
This is a messenger RNA of Tarenaya hassleriana, 1404 nucleotides long. Its product is annotated as transcription factor MYB86-like. Lineage: Eukaryota; Viridiplantae; Streptophyta; Magnoliopsida; Brassicales; Cleomaceae. The record is from RefSeq and is a predicted model, not a curated record. The coding region runs from base 229 to 1074 and encodes 281 amino acids. Gene Ontology annotation, biological process: regulation of stomatal movement. The transcript has 3 exons.